Molecule: messenger RNA, 2081 nt
Organism: Canis lupus familiaris (dog)
Lineage: Eukaryota; Metazoa; Chordata; Mammalia; Carnivora; Canidae
Gene: SUSD4
Product: sushi domain containing 4
Exons: 9
Coding region: 90-1628 (512 amino acids)
Biological process (GO): negative regulation of complement activation, classical pathway; negative regulation of complement activation, alternative pathway
Source: RefSeq, a predicted model, not a curated record
CGAGGCUGGUCGCGCCCAGAUGCGGGUCGGGGCGGCGCGGGGCGGCGGCGGCAGGCGCCUGCGAGCCGGAUGCGGCGCGUGGAGGAAAGAUGCAUCCUGGAACGACCCCGAGCGCGGGCGCAGGACUCCGGGAGCCGCCGCCGCCGCCCCCCCGCAGGCUGCUGGCCGCCGUCCUGUGGAUCCAGCUGGCGCUGUGCUUCGGGCCCGCACAGCUCACGGGCGAUUGCCGCGUCCCUCAGAUCGAAGAUGCAGAGAUCCGUAACAAGACCUACAGACGUGGGGACACGCUGACGGUUGCCUGUCACGAGGGGUUCAGGAUCCGUUACCCUGACCCGUACAACAUGGUUUCCUUGUGUCGUGAUGACGGGACGUGGGACAACCUGCCCCUCUGUCAAGGCUGCCUGAGACCCCUGGCCUCUUCCAACGGCUACGUGAAUGUCUCCGACUUGCAGACCUCCUUCCCGGUGGGGACGGUCAUCUCCUACCACUGCUUCCCCGGAUUCAAGCUGGAGGGGGCCGAGUCCCUCGAGUGCUUGCACAGCCUCCUCUGGUCAUCCAGCCCACCCCGGUGCCUUGCUCUGGAAGUGUGUCCGCUGCCCCCCACGGUGAGUCACGGCGACUUCAUCUGCCACCCGCGGCCUUGCGAGCGCUACAGCCACGGGACCGUGCUGGAGUUCUACUGUGACCCUGGCUACAGCCUCACCAGCGACUACAAGUACAUCACCUGCCAGUACGGGGAGUGGUUUCCUUCCUACCAGGUCUACUGCAUCAAGUCAGAGCAAACGUGGCCCAGCCCCCACGAGACCCUCCUGACCACGUGGAAGAUCGUGGCGUUCACGGCGACCAGCGUGCUGCUGGUGCUGCUGCUCGUCAUCCUGGCCAGGAUGUUCCAGACCAAGUUCAAGACCCACUUUCCCACCAGGGGACCUCCCCGGAGCUCCAGCAGCGACCCAGACUUCGUCGUGGUGGACGGGGUGCCGGUCAUGCUUCCGUCCUACGACGAGGCUGUGAGCGGAGGGUUGGGGGCCUCGGGCCCCGGGUACCUGGCCGCCGUGGGCCGGGGCUGCCCUUUGCCUGUGGACGACCAGAGCCCCCCCGCAUACCCCGGCUCAGGGGACACGGACACGGGCCCGGGGGCGUCCGAACCCUGUGACAGCGGCUCGGGCCCUUCCGAGCUGCUCCAGAGUCCGUACCCGCCUUCCGGGGGCCACGGGGGCCCACGUUCCGGCAGCGUGGACACGGGUGCUGGCUCGGUGGGAGAGGCGGCAUCCACUAGCCCGGGCAUCGACAUCACAGACGUGAGCCCGGAGCUGAGAUUUCAGGAGGCGCCACGGCGGCCAGAGCAGGGGGGCUGCGGAGCAUCCAGAGAUCCCGCUGAUGGAAGACGACCCGUAGCCAGCAGAGCCGCGAGGACCCCCACCCUCCGGGGACCGAGCACCUGCGAGCGAGGCCCAGGGGCACGGAGCAGGGGCGCGGGGUCUGCAGCUCCGUGCCCGGGACCAAGACGCGCCCCCACUCCUGGCCCGGCUCUGCGGCUGGCACGUGCUGGCGGCGGUUCCCACGACCUCGCGGGCAGUGGGUGCCGAGGGGCCUGGCGCUCCCGGGGGGGCUCCAUUCACCUCCGCUGAAUCCGCACCCGGGACUUGAGCUGAGGGCACCUCCCGCCGCCCCCACGUCCCUCGCCGAUUCGCCCCGGGUCUGCUCCCUGCGGCGCGGCCUCCGUGCGAACGGCUCCGGGCGCCCGGGCGCAGGCCCGUCCCCUGGACGCGGUACUCGAUGGUGGGGCGCGGGCCGACCGUCCCCAAGUGCGGUUCCUCUGAGCCUGCCUUUGCCGAAACCCGGUCGGAAUCCGUGUCGUGGGCCCAACGGCACGCGGACCGGGCUCCUGUCUCCUGACGUUGUGGGCGCUUGGCCGUGCUCGGACGCGGCCCGGCAGAGACGGCCACAGGCACCGUGUCCGGCGUCCGUCACGCGAGCCCCGCCGGUCGCCUGCUACCCCACCCCCAGAAUGCAGCCAUACGUUUAUUUUCCAAAACAGAAAUUGUUUCUGUAAACGUGCUCCUCCUCCAAAUAAAGUAUGA